AUGGUGAAGUUUGUGGUGGCAGGCAGGGUAAAUUGCCCUUAUUAUGCCAAGUGUGAAAUGGUGGCAGAUCAUCUUGUGCAAAGUUUGACAGAUUUUGAGAUUCAUAAGAUUGUUUUACAUCCUGAUGACUGGAAGUCAUGGCUUCAAACAAUAUGUACUGCAAAUAAAUGGCAGCAUGAAAACUCCCCAAUCAUAUGGCGAGAACUAGUGGACCGUGGAGGAAAGGGAUCGCUAUUAGGUGGAUUCAAUGAAUUUAUGGAGUAUGUACAGGGUUACUAUGGAUAUGUUUCUGAUAUGCAAACUGACCAUCAGAUCAAAACUGGAAAGGAGAACUUCAUGAAUAGCAUAAUAGAGCAAGACGAAUUGUCAGCAAAAAAACGUCAGAUAAAACCAAUGUCAAUCUGGAUUAGUGGAGCAUUACAUACUGCAUGCAGUAUUCUGAUUCCGAUCUUGAUAAGUGGAGAGAUAUUUGGUGAGAACCAGCUAAUCAACUUAAGUCUGUUGGACAAUGAAGGCUCCAUGUCAUUGUUAAAUGGCUUGCAAAUGGAGGUUGAAGAUAUGGCCUGCCCACUGCUUCAUAAAGUAUCAGCACAAAAUAGCCUAAGAAAGGCUUUUAUGGAUGCCGACAUAAUUAUUAUUCUUGACGAUAUUGCACUAGAUGAAAAUCAACCAAUUGAAGACUCCUACAAAGACAUAGUCAAUCUUUACCAAGACAUUGGAGUUAGGAUUGACACUUUUGCAAAAUCUGGUGUCCGUGUGAUUGUGGCUGGUGAUCACGUAUUGAAUUUGAAAAUACAUAAUCUUCUGCAAGGUGCAUUUUCAAUUGAUCAUAAUAAUAUUAUAGCACUAUCAACUCAACUUGAGGGAGAGGCCAAGGCACUACUGGCAAGGAAAUUAAAAGUGAAUACACAAGACGUGGAAAAUAUAAUUGUUUGGGGAAACAUCGGCAGAACUACUUACAUUGACCUGCACAAAGCACGUGUUCAUCGGUACGAAAGCGCAGUCUGGGGUCCAGCUGAUUUUUCACUCCCUGUAAUGGAGAUAAUCAAAGAUAGAAAAUGGAUAGAGACCGAAUUCCAGGAAGCAGUACAUUCUCACCGAACAACACUUCGGCAGAUAAUAAAACAUCCUAUAGGUUCUUCCUUGGCCAUUGCAAUAUACAAAGUCUUGAAGUACUGGUACUUUGAUUCACCACCAGGGGAGAUACUGUCUCUUGGAGUUAUCAGCAAAGGUGAGUUCAAUAUUCCAGCGGAUAUUAUCUUCUCUAUGCCAGUUCGAUUUUGUGGUGGAAAAUGGGUGAUCCAAACAAACAUUAAGAUCAGCAAGGUGACCCAAAGAAAGCUGCAAUACAUUGUUCAAGAACUGAAAAUGGAGGAAAGUUUUGAUUUCUCUCCCAUAACUGAAAUGCACAUGGGAUCCAGUCUCACGUCUGUUGAAGGAAUGGUUCAGGAGGAAGAUAAAGCCUAAGAAAAAUAACGAUCGACAAUGUUGGUGUUUAUCACCUUUUUAGCUGCACCGAUUAAGUUUGAAGUAUUUCUGGUUGCUUAAGUGAGCAUUUUAUGAUAUCCCUGUUGGAGAAGGGACGUUUUAUCGUAGGCAUACAAAGAACUUUUGCUUACAUUUAUUUUUUAGGGAUUUGGAAAAGGAGGCAGUUAUUGACCAUUCCUAAUUAUUACUGAUCAGCAUCAUCUGCUAGGCCUUAUUGGGACAUUUAAGAGUCACCCAAUUGCUAUAUACCUGGAGUUAAAUUAUAGACCAUAAUGCGUAUGGCAGAUUUCCUACCCUGCAGGACAUUAGUGAACUAGAUGGGGUUUAAUGACAGUCUAGUAGUAUUGUGAAACAGCUAAUUUUGUAGAAAAGUGUCUAAUUUAAAGGCAAUAAAUUUGGGUUCUCUCAUAGUUAAUAUAUAAUGCUACAAAUCAACCAUAAUAUGAGGCAACGUAAAGUUUUUAAGUAAGAAAAAUUUAGAUAGUUACUUUCCCUCAUUCUGUUAUGAUUUAUUUCCAAAUUUCUGUUACUACAAGGAAAUGUAAGCAGAACAUGUUAUGUUAUCCCCAUCAUGCAAUGGUGCAUUCUGUUUUGAUUUAUAUCAGCUCAUGGGACUGUUUGUCAUCAUAUCCCAAUCAUAUUUAUUGAUCUCUGACCCCCAAAAGUUUUUUUAGAAAGACAAUGGAAAUGGUUUUAUUCAUCAAAAGGCCAACUAUUGCAUGCUAUUUAACCAACUAAUAAGUGGAUCACCACCGGGUUAACUUUAAAAUCAUUUUUUCAAAGUUUAUUUGGGUAUUCUUGAAUAUUUUUUUUGAAGGAACAGUGAAUAUUAGUGAUAUCGUCAGGAUGUUUACGUGGAGGAGUUAUAGAGCUCUAUGAAGAAUCAAUGCAUCCAUGUUUAUGAAAGAACUGUAAAUGAUUAGUGAUUGCAUGGUUUCAGUGAUUGACUCAUCUAAUUUGCAGCAUUUGGGUUAGUUUGUGUCCAAUGGAAUAGGAGAUACAAUUAACACAUAAGGGGUUGAGGAAAAGGAUAGAAAGACUGCAUGAUUCACAACAUCACAAUCAUCACCAUUAUUCAUUGUAAAAAAAAACAAUAUCCACUUCCCUCAGGAAGUAUUGCGUCCUGCAACCCUCUGUGCCAAGCAACCAAGCAGACACUCGCAUACUCAUUCUUUCUGAUGCUUUUGGUACUGCUUUUAAACACUUCACUCAAAUCUGAAACAUACAAACUUUUUUUUUAAUGAUCUUAAACCCCUUAAUAAUGUUUAUCCCCUCACACCAUGUUUUCAACCCUACAUUUCUGAAAAAUCAAACUCUAAGUCCAUCUAAAAACAAAAUUUGGUCUUAUCCAUGUUCCAUGUACAGCCUUUAUCCAGCACAUUAAAUGUCAGACCCGAAUUAGACUCAAUACUCCCAAAUAAUUGUACAGCUUAGUUUACUAGUUAACCAAUAUUAUCUUAAAAUAACAAAGAAACCUUAUCAUUAUUCAUAAGGGCUGAAUUUUAAAAGGAAAUCUGAAUACUGUACCCCCUUUACUGCAAAAUCUUAAUACGAAUCUAGGAAAUGACAUAUGGAAACCGAUUUAGAUUCAUAUUCACUGUCUGAUUGUAACCAUCAAAUUAUAUUCUAUUAUGCUGUUACUAUAUAAUAAAAUAAUUCUUCCAAUUAUUUGUUAAUAGAGUUGAUGCUGUUCGUGGGAAUGGAAAUAAAAAGAUAUCCGGCAGAGGUUUUAAUGCAGCUGAAUGAUGUAUUUUAUUUUUGGCUGUUUCAGAGAAACAAUGAAAGUCCAUGUGAGACUGCUUUUGAAUUUAGACCAGACAGGAUAUGGUUGACACAGUUACUUAGAUGCUGCAGACAUUAGGAACAGGAGCAGGCAACGUUCUCUUUCAAACCUUUGCUCAUUAUAUUAAGGUCAUGGUUGAUCUAACUUCACAUUACUAUCUAUUGUUGGUAACCAUUCAUCCCGUUGCUUAUCAAGUAUUUCUUUAUGACAUAAAGUACUGGAGUAACUCAGCAUGUCAGGCAGCAUCUCUAAAUAGGUGACGUUUUUGAUCAAGACCCUUCUUCAAACAAGUCUGCCUUAAUAAAUAUUCAGACCUGCUGUAAGACCCAACUACUGAACACCAACAUUUGGAGUAGGACGAUUCAUAUUUGUUCCUCAGGCCUCUGAAAUCUGGAGGAGUAUUUAUGGUUUGCUGUAGCACCAAUCCAAUUCCUUUUGGCUAGCCAAGACUGCACUGGGGAUUUGUGGGGCCAGUUUGUGACAGUUUGCUCAGGCUACUAGUCUGAGUAUACAUUUUUAUGUUUGUUGUGAGCUUUCAGACUAAAUUAUUUCAAUAUUAUCUAUACUAUAGCCAUCGGGAGAUAGAGGGACAGAUAUGUAGACAGAUAAUUGAAAGGUGCAAAGGCAAUGAGGAUGUCGUAGUGGGUGACUUUAACUUCUCCAAUAAUGACGACAUAGUACAAAAAAGCAGAGAAGAGGCAGAAUUUGUUUAGUAUAUCCAAGAAACAUAGAAACAUAGAAAUUAGGUGCAGGAGUAGGCCAUUCGGCCCUUCGAGCGUGCACCGCCAUUCAAUAUGAUCAUGGCUGAUCAUCCAACUCAGUAUCCCGUACCUGCCUUCUCUCCAUACCCUCUGAUCUCCUUAGCCACAAGGGCCACAUCUAACUCCCUCUUAAAUAUAGCCAAUGAACUGGCCUCAACUACCCUCUGUGGCAGAGAGUUCCAGAGAUUCACCACUCUCUGUGUGAAAAAAGUUCUUCUCAUCUCGGUUUUAAAGGAUUUCCCCCUUAUCCUUAAGCUGUGACCCCUUGUCCUGGACUUCCCUAACAUCGGGAACAAUCUUCCUGCAUCUAGCCUGUCCAAUCCCUUAAGAAUUUUGUAAGUUUUUAUAAGAUCCCCUCUCAAUCUCCUAAAUUCUAGAGAGUAUAAACCAAGUCUAUCCAGUCUUUCUUCAUAAGACAGUCCUGACAUCCCAGGAAUCAGUCUGGUGAACCGUCUCUGCACUCCCUCUAUGGCAAUAAUGUCCUUCCUCAGAUUUGGAGACCAAAACUGUACGCAAUACUCCAGGUGUGGUCUCACCAAGACCUGUACAACUGCAGUAGAACCUCCCUGCUCCUAUAUUCAAAUCCUUUUGCAAUGAAAGCUAACAUACCAUUCGCUUUCUUUACUGCCUGCUGCACCUGCAUGCCUACCUUCAAUGACUGGUGUACCAUGACACCCAGGUCUCGCUGCAUCUCCCCCUUUCACAAUCGGCCACCAUUUAGAUAAUAGUCUGCUUUCCGUUUUUGCCACCCAAAUGGAUAACCUCACAUUUAUCCACAUUAUACUGCAUCUGCCAAACAUUUGCCCACUCACCCAGCCUAUCCAAGUCACCUUGCAGUCUCCUAGCAUCCUCCUCACAGCUAACACUGCCCCCCAGCUUAGUGUCAUCCGCAAACAUGGAGAUAUUGCCUUCAAUUCCCUCAUCCAGAUCAUUAAUAUAUAUUGUAAAUAGCUGGGGUCCCAGCACUGAGCCUUGCGGUACCCCACUAGUCACUGCCUGCCAUUGUGAAAAGGACCCGUUUACUCCUACUCUUUGCUUCCUGUUUGCCAGCCAGUUCUCUAUCCACAUCAAUACUGAACCCCAAUGCCGUGUGCUUUAAGUUUGUAUACUAAUCUCUUAUGUGGGACCUUGUCGGAAGCCUUCUGGAAGUCCAGAUACACCACAUCCACUGGUUCUCCCCUAUCCACGCUACUAGUUACAUCCUCGAAAAAUUCUAUAAGAUUCGUCAGACAUGAUUUACCUUUCGUAAAUCCAUGCUGACUUUGUCCAAUGAUUUCACCACUUUCCAAAUGUGCUGCUAUCCCAUCUUUAAUAACUGACUCUAGCAGUUUCCCCACUACCGAUGUUAGACUAACUGGUCUGUAAUUCCCCAUUUUCUCUCUCCCUCCCUUCUUAAAAAGUGGGGUUACGUUUGCUACCCGCCAAUCUUCGGGAACUACUCCAGAAUCUAAAGAGUUUUGAAAGAUUAUUACUAAUGCAUCCACUAUUUCUGGAGCUACUUCCUUAAGUACUCUGGGAUGCAGCCUAUCUGGCCCUGGGGAUUUAUCGGCCUUUAAUCUAUUCAAUUUACCCAACACCACUUCCCGGCUAACCUGGAUUUCACUCAAUUCCUCCAACUCCUUUGACCCGCGGUCCUCUGCUAUUUCCGGCAAAUUAUUUAUGUCU
This is a messenger RNA of Leucoraja erinaceus (little skate), 5697 nucleotides long. Its product is annotated as putative malate dehydrogenase 1B. The transcript is spliced from 9 exons. The record is from RefSeq and is a predicted model, not a curated record. NCBI's taxonomy places the organism in Eukaryota, Metazoa, Chordata, Chondrichthyes, Rajiformes, Rajidae. Gene Ontology annotation, molecular function: L-malate dehydrogenase (NAD+) activity. Gene Ontology annotation, biological process: oxaloacetate metabolic process; malate metabolic process; tricarboxylic acid cycle. The coding region runs from base 1 to 1467 and encodes 488 amino acids.